Molecule: messenger RNA, 1181 nt
Organism: Talaromyces proteolyticus
Lineage: Eukaryota; Fungi; Ascomycota; Eurotiomycetes; Eurotiales; Trichocomaceae
Product: putative C-type cyclin
Exons: 3
Coding region: 17-928 (303 amino acids)
Biological process (GO): positive regulation of transcription by RNA polymerase II
Cellular component (GO): mediator complex; nucleus
Molecular function (GO): cyclin-dependent protein serine/threonine kinase regulator activity
Source: RefSeq, a predicted model, not a curated record
UCACAGAUUCACGAACAUGGCAGCAAACUACUGGGUGUCGACCCAGCGUCGACAUUGGAUGUUCACUCGGGAGCGGCUGGCCGAGGUCAGAGAAAGCCUUCGCGAGAGAGACAAAGAUGGCCAUCAGGUCCAGCUUCCUGACAUGCGCAUCAUCAAUAUAUACUUUAAAGACCAAAUUUGCAGACUUGCCAAGCGGAUGAACUCACGCCAGCAGGCUGUUGCAACAGCCCAAGUAUACAUGAAACGGUUCUACACCAAGGUAGAUUUCCGACACACGAACCCAUACCUAGUCAUGGUCACAGCCUUCUAUCUCGCCUGCAAGAUGGAGGAAUGCCCGCAGCAUAUCCGGUUUAUUACGGGAGAAGCACGGCAGUUCUGGCCCGAAUUUAUUGCCAACGAUCCGGCAAAAAUUGGGGAGUGUGAAUUCUAUUUAAUAUCUGAGAUGAGUUCCCAACUCAUUGUUCAUCAUCCGUACCGUACAGUAUCGGAAUUGAGUGCCGAACUAGAGCUGUCCACCGAGGAAGUUAAUCAAGCAUCAAAUCUUAUAAGCGAUCAUUACCAGACUGAUUUACCUUUGCUAUACCCACCCCAUAUCAUUGCCGUGAUGGCAGUCCUUCUUGCAGUGCUAUUUGGGGGCGGCCAACGCGGGACUCAUGGCUCAAUGCCCCAUUCGAUGGCCGCUUCACUUCGAGAAGGUGGCAUGGGAGCCACCAUGUCUGCGCUCGGCGCAGAUAGACACGGUGCAAGACCAGAUCCGAGGAUCCAAAAAAUAAUCAAUUGGCUUGCUGAAAGUGAUGUCGAUAUAAGGGCAAUCGUCGAAUGCACCCAGGAAAUGGUAUCAUUGUACGAGUUGAUGGAAGGGUUUAAUAUACAACAUGUCAAAGAAGUCAUUACCCGCAUGAUGAAGACGAAAAAUAUAGACAAGUGAGAACUUUAUAAUUCGUUAUUUUCCGUCCCUACAGCCUUUGUACGCAUCAAUAGAUUUCAACCAAGCCGUUUUUGUAAAUGCAAACAAAACCCAAAAUGCCACCAGUGGAUGCGAAAAUCCGAUGCUUUCCACUUUCGCAAAUGCCAAAUUUGUUACCAUGUCUUGUGCUCCAAUAUUAUAUAAUCAGAUGUGAUACUUUCAGCAUCUUCAUCCAAAUGGUUAUUUAAAAAAAAAAACAGAAUAACUAGCAAGA